GGCUUUUCAAUAGACAAUACCAUAGAAUCAACCAGCUGUGUGGGGCAGGUGUCUGUUUAAUGAAAGGGAAUGAUGCGCAUAGGAAAUAAUCAAGCUGAUUUGUAGUUUCUAUUAUCCUAUUGGUACAGAUCAUCCUUUCAGUAGAUUUUGAAGAUGCUGUUGCCUUUAAACGUCUAGAUAUCUCUGCGCUACGCGUGGACGAUGCUACACAAGACAUUCCACUUAGAAACGGGUCUCUGCUGAAGUGAAGGUGACUCGCCUCGGAGUCGUGGUGAUGCAGAGAGGAGCUGCGAGAGCUACAGUGGUCCUGCGCGCUACGGGUUACUAAGGAAAACACUCGUUGUAACAUCUUAACAGGCUACAACAUCGCUGUGUAACAUAGAAAGAGUUGCUACAACAUACGCGGAUACAGGACAAAUUGACAGCGUGUUCCACAUCAAAGGGAUUAAAGCGUUAGAUGCGUAUGCAUGAGUUCUGCAUCGAAUGGGCGCAAGAACCGCCCCAGAUCAGCCGGGAAUAUUUUUCAAAUAAGCAAGCCUCCGUACACGGAGCGCAAGGAUAGCGAAGCUCAAUGCGCCGUUGGAGACUGCAGAAUGAUUGUCCAGGAGUUCAAUACCCUUGUGGCACUGUAUCGCGAACUAGUCAUCUCUAUUGGAGAGCUGUCAAGGGAUUGCCCCAGUCUUCGAGCAGAGAUGCACAAGACACGCAUUAAGGGCUGUGAGAUGGCACAAACCGCACACCAGCGCUUAACAGCCAUAUCCUGCCCAGAGGAUGGUGAGAUCCAGCCGGAGAUCUGCAGGCUCUUCAUCCAGCUGCAGUGCUGCCUGGAGAUGUACAUCACGGAGAUGCUCAAGUCUGUCUGUCUGCUGGGGUCCCUGAAGAUCCACAGGAAAGGUCAGACUUCCUCUGCUCUCCAAAGGAUGGAUAGCAAAGUGGAGGACACCUCAGAUAUCCCCAUCUUAGAGGACACGUCCUCAUCUCCUGUGGAAAGCUCGCAGGCUGGCCUCCUCGUAGCCACGGACAUCGACAACUCAGAAAGGGACAUGAGAGAGAUGAAGAACCUUCUAAGCAAACUCAGGGAGACAAUGCCUUUACCACUCAAGAACCAAGAUGACAGCAGCUUGCUGAACCUGACUCCCUAUCCACUGGUUAGACAAAGAAAGAGGAGAUUCUUCGGGCUGUGUUGCCUCGUCUCAAGCUAAGCGGCCCUUCCAGACACAGCAGGAUAAUAACAACAUCCUCAAUAAUCCUUUAGCACUUGCCACUCCUCACUCAGUAUACAGUAUACUGCCAUCUCCUGUGCUUUUUUUCUCUGCCUAUCUCAUUUUUAAACUAUACAAACAUAACUGUAAUAUAGCAAAUAGUCCAAAACAAAUAGUCAUUAACUUAAAUGUAGUAUGUUAUUGCUGUUGAAUGAAAGCCGUUCAUUUCUGAAAGAGGAAAGAAAAGACUGUCUGCAUUUAAGCAUUAGUGAUGUGAUACAGGCAAGCAGGAAGUAUUCAUAUUGCAAUUGGGAUGUGUUCAUAAUCAAAUUGAUUUUUCAUUGAACAUCCAGAUAAGACUUGCUAGAUUUUAGGGUUAUGCGUGAGAAAGAGUCACAACUAAGUCUGUCAUCAUUUUGAUAUUUAUUCUUUAGGACUCUGACAUUUAAAUAUCUCCCCACAUCAUAAUUAUGAUGAAUGUUUUCAUUAGACUAAGUUGAUUGAUUGACUGCGAUGGAUUAAAAAUGGACCAAACUAACGGACAACAGAACUCUGCUACUAAAGCCUAAAGGCAACCAAAUGUACUCAACCUAUGUUUAGCCAGCUCAUGUGCAAUAUCAGUGACAUACACACAGCAUGAGAGUUUUAACUUGAAUCAUACAGUUAGUUCAACAAAAUACAUGAAACUAAGUGCAAUCGCAUCUUUCUCCAAUAUCUGAGACAUAUCUCCCAGUGUCACACAAACAGUGUGAACUUUGCAAGGUGUGCGCUGCACUACAGUUUAUUUGGUUAACUCUCUGUUAUAACCCUACUAGGUAUCGUGUAGGUGUGAAAACCCUACCAGGCGGUGACUGCAAGUUUGUAACUGUAAGUGUAUCAUCUGAACGGCACGGCUAUGGUUACAAUUCCACUCCCAAAUUCUGUCAUGGCCGAGUUUGUGACGGCAAAGCAGGUGGGAAAUGAGCAGCCUCUUCUGAACACUUGAGAUGACACAGUGGUAAGGAUGCAUAUUUAUAAGCCCAGCGGAACAGGAGAAGGAGGAUGAACCGUAAGCCGAACUAUGUAUGUUUUUUUGUUAUUAUUAUUAUUUUAUUUUAGCUAUACAUAUACUUUAGUCUUCCAUGAACCGAGAACCUGUACGAAGAGUUUUCCUUUCCCACCACUCGGUGAAUACAAUACCUGCAUAGCCUUUGUGUACACACAUUAAGUGGUAAUAGUGGAGCACUCAAGAUUUGUUUGUGUAGAGUCAGUUCAGCAGGUUAGAGGUCUUAGGGGUGACAGGACAGCCUAAACCUGAUGCACAGACUGGACGUGCACAGCAUGGGUCUUGCUUAUUAUCAAUAACUGCUUCAAAUAUGUCAAGGCAUGGUGUAAAGGUUUCUGUAGUGCAAACAAAUGCUCUCUGUCAUUUUACAUGGGUAA
Molecule: messenger RNA, 2624 nt
Organism: Alosa sapidissima (American shad)
Lineage: Eukaryota; Metazoa; Chordata; Actinopteri; Clupeiformes; Clupeidae
Gene: rgs7bpa
Product: regulator of G protein signaling 7 binding protein a
Exons: 6
Coding region: 468-1202 (244 amino acids)
Biological process (GO): G protein-coupled receptor signaling pathway
Cellular component (GO): nucleus; neuron projection; postsynapse
Source: RefSeq, a predicted model, not a curated record